UAGAAGUGUGAAGAGGAAGUUUAACAUUUGUGAGACUGUCCUCUGGUUGGUGUGUCUGGUAAAGUAAAAUCAGAGAAGCAUGGCAGCAGCAGCUCGAUGUAUCAGUGUAACUCCAGUGGUUCUACUGUUACUGCUUUGUCCAGUUGUCCUGGGUGUUUGCAAUGUGAAAUCAUAUUUGAAUGUCACGACGCCAAAGUUUCUUAAAGCUCUGAGUGGAUCAUGUUUAAAAAUCCCCUGCAGCUUUACACCUGAUGAUUCUCAUGAUGAUUCACCAGUGGUUGGUGUUUGGAUAAAAAGUGAUCAUAAUUUUGGCCUAGAUCCAGAAAAUGUGAUCUUUAACAGCAGUCUGAAGAGCAACAAAUAUCCAAUGGAAAUUACUGGAGACCUGAAAAAGAAAAACUGUACGACUUUGUUCAAUAAUUUAACCUCAGAAUAUUCAAACAAGUAUUUCUUCAGGAUUGAAAACCUGCCUUUUAAAAGUACAGCUGUUUGUGACCCUCUUAAUAUAACAAUCAGUGACUCUCCCUGGAGCCCCACAAUAGAAGUCUCUGGUAAACAGACAGAGACAGAGGUGGUGACUAUAACCUGCUCAGCUGUCACUCCCUGUCCACACGCCCCUCCUCAGCUCACAUGGGACCUCCACCAAGGCACUGCCCACAUCACAGAGACCAACGGGACAUUUACCAUUAAAAUCACACAGAACAUCACUCUGACAGACGCCCAUGAUGGACUAAUGAUAAAGUGUAAUGCAGCGUAUCCUGUGAGUGGAGGAUUCAAAAUGGCCGACAGUAACGUGACUCUCAGUGUCUCAUAUGGUCCUAAAAACACCUCAGUGGAGGUCAGUCCGUCCGGUUCACUGUCAGCAGGUCAGUCAGUGACGCUGAGCUGCUCCAGCAGAGCCAAGCCUCCUGUCCACCACUUCACCUGGUUCAGACACAGCUCACAGGGACCAGCCAAUGUCAACCAGGGACACACGUACAGCUUCAACCUCACUGAAGAGGGACAGUACUAUUGUGUGGCCUCAAAUACACUCGGACAUGAAUUAUCUCAAAACAUUACACUGAGUAUAACAGAGUCUGGACCCAGUGUUGUGACUUGGAUUGGCCCAUACAACAUAGUGAAGCUCUGUGGGAUUAUACUGCUCUACAGCUCCCUGCUCCUUCUGGAAUGCUGGUUUAGAUCAACUUGUGUCAAGAAACAGGAACAGAGCCCAGAGGCAGCAGCACAUGUCAAUCGUGUCAUUGAAAAUCAAGAUCAGAGAAGCAUGGCAGCAGCAGCUCGAUGUAUCAGUGUAACUCCAGUGGUUCUACUGUUACUGCUUUGUCCAGUUGUCCUGGGUGUUUGCAAUGUGAAAUCAUAUUUGAAUGUCACGACGCCAAAGUUUCUUAAAGCUCUGAGUGGAUCAUGUUUAAAAAUCCCCUGCAGCUUUACACCUGAUGAUUCUCAUGAUGAUUCACCAAUGGUUGGUGUUUGGAUAAAAAGUGAUCAUAAUUUUGGCCUAGAUCCAGAAAAUGUGAUCUUUAACAGCAGCCUGAAGAGCAACAAAUAUCCAAUGGAAAUUACUGGAGACCUGAAAAAGAAAAACUGUACGACUUUGUUCAAUAAUUUAACCUCAGAAUAUUCAAACAAGUAUUUCUUCAGGAUUGAAAACCUGCCUUUUAAAGCUACAGCUGUUUGUGACCCUCUUAAUAUAACAAUCAGUGACUCUCCCUGGAGCCCCACAAUAGAAGUCUCUGGUAAACAGACAGAGACAGAGGUGGUGACUAUAACCUGCUCAGCUGUCACUCCCUGUCCACACGCCCCUCCUCAGCUCACAUGGGGCCUCCACCAAGGCACUGCCCACAUCACAGAGACCAACGGGACAUUUACCACUAAAAUCACACAGAACAUCACUCUGACAGACGCCCAUGAUGGACUAAUGAUAAAGUGUAAUGCAGCGUAUCCUGUGAGUGGACGAUUCAAAAUGGCCGACAGUAACGUGACUCUCAGUGUCUCAUAUGGUCCUAAAAACACCUCAGUGGAGGUCAGUCCGUCCGGUUCACUGUCAGCAGGUCAGUCAGUGACGCUGAGCUGCUCCAGCAGAGCCAAGCCUCCUGUCCACCACUUCACCUGGUUCAGACACAGCUCACAGGGACCAGCCAAUGUCAGCCAGGGACACACGUACAGCUUCAACCUCACUGAAGAGGGACAGUACUAUUGUGUGGCCUCAAAUACACUCGGAAACCAAUCAUCUCAAAACAUUACACUGAGUAUAAAAGAAACAAACAGCUCUUCUGCUGUACCGUGGGAGGCCAUUCUUGGAGCAGGUGUUGGACUCAUAAUAGUCUUUUGUCUGGCUGUGUUUUUUAUGUGUGUCAGAUCAAAACGUGAGGCUUCAAAAAAAUCACAAACAGGAGCAUUUGUGGAGACUGAUAAGGAAGAGGAAGAAGUGCAUUAUGGGGAAAUAGACUUUUCUAAUUUGAGCCCUAAAGACGUCGCAGAACAAGAGGAGACCGUGUACUCCCAGGUCCAAGUAUCAAAAGAAAAUGCCACCGCACAAGUCCCUGGUUUAGAUGAACUCUAUGCAACAGUAAAGAAGAAGUGACAAUGUGCUUCUGUCUUUAAAGUGUGGAUGAGCGAUAUAUCGGUUCCUAUCAGUCCGAUUUGGAAGAUUUAGUCGAUAUUUUUCAGAUAUGUUUCUAAAGUCUCUGUGGUCAUGUGUCUUUCCCAGUUUGUUCUCCUCAGAUUUGUCUUUUUGAUCAGACUGAGGAGUAAAAAUGGAAAUAGAGCAACUCGGCCUAAAAUACAGGGUGUCCAUAAAGUCUCUUUACCAUUUACAAAAUGUUUUACAAAGGCAGUUGAAAAGAAAUCAUAAUCAGACUUGUUCUAUUGUACUCAGUGGUUUCCAUAGUUUGUGACCUCAUUUAAUCCACCUCUCUCACACGAUCCAUGUUUUCCUCAGAUGUUCUUGGUCCACUUCUCUUUCUAUCUCACACUGUCUCU
Molecule: messenger RNA, 2982 nt
Organism: Periophthalmus magnuspinnatus
Lineage: Eukaryota; Metazoa; Chordata; Actinopteri; Gobiiformes; Gobiidae
Product: sialoadhesin-like
Exons: 15
Coding region: 80-2584 (834 amino acids)
Source: RefSeq, a predicted model, not a curated record